GAAAAUCGAUAUAUUUCGCUGUUAUCGAUGAUCGACGCUGUUUAUCCACCACGACUGUGUACGAUUUGCGAUAUCGUCUCAGCGACGGUGGCCGAAUCGGAUAACCACUUUCGCACUCACCAUCCUUCUCAACCACGCUAUGCAUGUGUGCAUCCUCACUGUGGCAUGCAGUUUGUCUCUCGAGGAGCGCUGCGAUUUCAUUUGACACGGUCGCAUAUUAUUCGACACGCUACAAAACCCAUUCCAGAUCCCCCAUUUUUGCACUACACCAUCACCCCGCGUCCUGUGGAAACCUCGCCGCAUCUUCGAUUUCCUGUUGCCGAACCGUCGCCUUCUAUACCGUCUUCGCCUUCAUUGACCGAUCACGAGCAGUCCAUGUCUCCGACCACUCGUUCGUUGUCUCCGCCACGACGGUCAUCCUUCAAAAUUCAUACCAUGGCGGUGCCUCGAGCUCCACGUGGGUCCAAGAAAAUUAUACUCUCUCAUGCUUCCGAAUCAUUACUCAACUCUGUCUAUAAUCCUCUCCAAUGUCCGGCCUGCCACCAAUUAUUCAAUCGAAAAACUAAUGUUAUUAAGCACUUGGCCGACAAACACCACGGCGAAGAACCGUACCACUGUGUGUUUGCCAACUGUGUGCAUCCCCGGCGGUAUGCCACACGAGAAGGGCUUGUUUAUCACAUCCUAAGAGCACACGAU
Messenger RNA from Radiomyces spectabilis, 696 nucleotides. RefSeq lists its product as uncharacterized. The annotation marks the transcript as partial. The record is from RefSeq and is a predicted model, not a curated record. Lineage: Eukaryota; Fungi; Mucoromycota; Mucoromycetes; Mucorales; Radiomycetaceae. The transcript has 2 exons.